Molecule: messenger RNA, 3474 nt
Organism: Ruditapes philippinarum (Manila clam)
Lineage: Eukaryota; Metazoa; Mollusca; Bivalvia; Venerida; Veneridae
Product: beta-1,3-galactosyltransferase 1-like
Exons: 1
Coding region: 135-1289 (384 amino acids)
Cellular component (GO): membrane
Molecular function (GO): hexosyltransferase activity
Source: RefSeq, a predicted model, not a curated record
UUUCCCGACUUUUAAUACCAGAUUUUCAAUACUCUACUCAGGUACCCAGGUAGUAUCACGAGAUGUUGUCGUAGUGUUAUGUCGCGCGGAUGAAUAUGUGAGCGUCUUUGCUUCUGUUGGAUAAACUUGUAAACAUGUCUAAAACUUUAGGAUUUAAACGUCAAAUUAUUGUGAUUUUAAUUUUUAUUACCAUAGUGACAUGUUUGAUCAGUAUGAAAAAACUUCAAUUAUUUCGGUAUCCGAUGCAAAAAUAUUUAAAUAUAUCUCAUAAAGACCACACAUUUAUCAAGUCUAUAUUAGGAAUGCAUAUAAAAAUAAACGGAAGUGAGGAAUUUGGGGAAGUAUUACAACAACUCAUCAGAAACCAUACGAUGGGAGUAAAUGAGAAACCAUCGAAUAUGACAAUAAACAUUACAACGCCAGAACAAAACACGAAAAAGCCGGAUGAAAUAAGAGAAACAGUAUGUGAAAAAUGUUUUACUCAUGAUUUUAAAUAUUUGAUAAAUAAUGAGAAAAUAUGUAAGAUAAAUAGCGACAACAACGAUACAAUAGAUUUGUUUAUCAUGAUUUUGACAGUACAUAAGAACUUUGAACAACGUGACGUCAUUCGCAGAACGUGGCUGUCAUAUUCCAAGAACAAUACUGGUAACGUGCGUUAUGCGUUUUUGCUCGGCAAGCCGGCAAAUGAUGAUCUUCACGAAAAAGUUGUUCAGGAAAAUAACGUGUACCAUGAUAUAAUAAAGGAAGAUUUUGUUGAUACAUAUAUGAAUUUGACUUAUAAGACCAUAAUGGGAUUUAAAUGGGUAGUGACGUUUUGUCCUAAAGCUAAAUAUAUUCUCAAAACAGACGAUGACAUGUAUAUAAAUGUACCAAAUUUCGUAAAUUACGUUAACACAUCUGGUGUAGAGUUAGAAAAUCAUGUUGUCGGAUCUUGUGAGAAAAUUGCAAGUCCAAUUAGGAACACUGAUUCUAAAUGGUAUGCCUCUAAAGAAUCAUACAAAGAAAGACGGUUUCCUGGUUACUGUUCUGGGACCGGCUACAUUACAAGUUUCAAUAUAGUGAACAAAAUAUUUGCCAUAUCCCCUAAAAUUCCAUUUUUUCAUCUGGAGGACAUAUAUGUUGGUCUUUGUUUAAGGAAAAUUGGAGGAUCUGUAAAAAAUAAAGGUGGUUUCAAUCGAGGCAGGGUGAAAUUAAAUGCAUGUGUUUAUAAAGGUAAAACCAUGUUUACGUCACACCAAGUGACGGCAAAACAAAUGGAAACUAUAUGGAACUCUAAGUGUCAAUCAUAAUAAGUCUAGUAUCUCGUUGAUAUUAACAUUAAUGUUUAUUUUUUAAUUUGUUCAGACUUAACCACGUGUAAACAUGUACUUGAGAUGGCGUUAAAAUUCGUGGCUGCAAUAAGCGGACUAACAGACUCCACGUGAUGACUGAUAUAUGUGUCCUUGUUUUCUUGAUUUCUUUGUUGUGCAUCGUCGUAACAAAAUUAAUAAUACCACUGCUAGAAGUGCUACAUGCUCAUAUAUCUUACAGACAAUGACACUUUAUAUACUUGCUUUUCAACUACAGUAAGUUGUUACUAUGAAGCUUGACCAUUUAAGUGCUAGCUCAUUUCCGGUUGUAAUCUACAUGAUCGGAAAAUUCAGACAUAGUUGGCAUUAACAUGUCUGAUGUCAGUAAAAUGAUAUCAUGGAAAUUCCUUCUUCGUAAAUGUUCUGAUAUCUCAUUCACUUAAUGUAGGAAGUGAUAAUAAUAGAGAUCUUACCAUUUCGUUGCAUUUGACAUGUUUUUUCUUCCUUUUUUAUUUAUUUUGUUGUUGUUGUUGUUGGUUUUGCUGUUGUUUUUGCUUUAUUUAUUUUUAAGUGUAUGACAUAUGACAAGUUUAAGAAUAUUACUGGGAUUAGAGCUGUCGAGCGUACUACGAAAACAAUUCAAACAUCUUAUUCUUAUUUUGGUAUUGAUCUUAUCAUGUCGCUGAUGCUGAACAUAUUUGUUAAAGGAGAAGAACCAUAUAAGCAACGCUUUGCUCUCCUUGUUAAUAUUUCAAUGGCAAAAACUGGAAUCUCUUUAUUUAGAAAAUCUAUGGGAUAUUUAAUGAAUCCACAUCAAACCAUCGUUAAUGUUCAAAAUAUAGCAAAACAUAACGUCUUCUUUAAAUAUAUUUUUAUCCGAAUAUAUGUACAUGUCUAUAACCGGGUCUAGAGAUAACCUUUACAAUGCCUGCUAUAUAUGAUUUGUUUAGUUUUAUCAAAUAACAAACAUGUUUGCUUUUGCACAUUAUUUAUUGCCGCUUGAUAUAAAAAAACGGGUUAUCUAAUUGUAAAUCAAUUUCAAUUUGUCGUCUGCGGUACUCAAUACUGCCUGUUACUUGUUUUACAGUUUAUUUGAUAAAAUCUUCCUAUGAAUAACAACCUAAAAUAAAGAAAUUAUUGCUAUCAAUUAGAAGUACACUGCUUAGGUAACGCAUGCUAGAUAAAUACUUAUUAAUUUGUAGCAUUAAUUCCCUGAUAUUUCAAUCAAUAUCGCCUGCAAAUAUCGAUAAAGCCUCUAGAGGAUGACGGUAAAUUACUGUAAAAACUUCACAUGUACAUGUACUUUUACCGAUAGACCGCUUUGAGCAUGCUUUGUUUACCUGAUGAAAGAAAAAGCUUCAAAUUUAGGCCUUUAUGAUUUAUUCAUUUCUGUGAAGAAGAUUUGGAGAAGUAAAGACAAGAGAGAGAGAGAGUACAUGCAAAAAGAAAUUGAGAAAAAGAUGUAGUUGUAAAAUCUUAGAACGAAAAGUUUAGCAUUGCUAAGAACACGGGACUUUUGUCUUACUCUCUUUUUAAUAGUCCGUCAUUUCCAUAGACCUCUCCUCUAUUAUAAAUAAAUCGAUACCAAUCACAACACUUUGCAAUUCUCCGCCAUAAACAUAAACAUAGCCUUACUGUGCUGAAUUUUGUAUGUUUGUCCAACAAUAUUGACCCGGCACUUCAUUAAUUUUCGUAAAGGUCAUUUGAUAAACACUGGCAUCUAACGAAUAUAUCGACAUUUUUGUUAAUUUUACACGUCAGUGAGGUGUGAUAAAUUGGUAGAGAUGCCGGACUAGUGAUCUGAAGGUCUCUGGUCCGAUACCAAAAUACAUCACAUCUUGAAGAUACGCAUUUUUUUAUAUUUUAUUUUGGAAUUUACGUGCAAGAAUUAAUUUGAAAUCGUUUUACUACAUCUGGUUGUAGGAUAGCUUUUGCGUAGUGUUUUUAUACAGUUAUAUGUUUAAUUUCAUUACAUUAUCUUUAAUAAAAAUUACAGCGCGUUUAUACACAGACUAAAUACACACACAAAAAAGUCAAAACGGUUUGCACAAGUUUUAAGAGAAAUUGCAAUUUUAAGAUAAAAAUAAGAAAAGAAAUAAAAGUGGCUGAACCAGGAUUCAGACAUACAAGUUUAUGUCUAUAUUCUUGACGUGAAAUACUUUUACAGACAACGCUAAAGGGGGAU